Messenger RNA from Chenopodium quinoa (quinoa), 2568 nucleotides. Its product is annotated as pentatricopeptide repeat-containing protein At5g56310-like. NCBI's taxonomy places the organism in Eukaryota, Viridiplantae, Streptophyta, Magnoliopsida, Caryophyllales, Amaranthaceae. Gene Ontology annotation, biological process: RNA modification. Bases 81 to 1667 code for a protein of 528 amino acids. The record is from RefSeq and is a predicted model, not a curated record. Gene Ontology annotation, molecular function: protein binding; RNA binding. The transcript has a single exon.
CACCUAUGAAUAGCAUGAAACCCAUAAAUAUAUGAUGCAAGAGUAUGAUAUAGAAAAUCUUCAUAUUAUUUGCAAUUUAAAUGCUUGCAAUUGGGAGCCUAAUCUCCAAGCUCAAACUCUGCUCUUCACCAAAACACAUUCACCAAAUUCAUGGAUUCCUUCUUUCUACUGGACUUCACCAUGACAACUUCCUCCUUUCCAAAUUCAUUGAAUCCUGCUCAAGAUUCAAUCUUUCACAUUAUGGGUACUCUGUUUUCAACCAAAGUUCUCAACCUUGUAUUUAUCUUUACAAUACCAUGAUCAAAUCUUUGUCUUCCCAUCAUUCUUCUGCUCCAGAAGCCAUCUUUCUCUUCAACAUAAUUCGGGUUUUCGGUCUUGUCCCUGAUUCGUACUCCUUUCCAUUUGUUCUUAAGGCGGCGAGCCGGGUUUGUGAUGGCAAUGCAGGGAAAAUGAUUCAUGGGCAGAGUAUAAAAUCUGGGUUUGAGUUGAAUAUUCAUGUUGUGAUUGCCAUUGUUCAGAUGUAUUCAUCUUGUGGAUGUUUGGAGGAUGCACGUAAGGUGUUUGAUAGAAUGUCUAGCUCAAAUGAUGUUGCACUGUGGAAUGCGAUGUCUGCUGGGUAUGUUGGUGUUGGUGAUAUGUGUAGUGGGCGGGCACUGUUUGAACGUAUGACUGACAGGGAUGUGAUCUCGUGGACUACGCUGAUGGCGGGUUAUGUUCAUGUGAACCAACCUGAAGAGGCGAUUGAGAUCUUUCGGAGGAUGCGAGUUGAGGGUGUAGAGCUUGAUGAGGUUGCUCUACUGGCUGCUCUUUCUGCUUGUGCUGAUUCAGGGGCACUUGAGUUAGGGGAGUGGAUACAUGACUUCCUUCAGAAGCGUGGAUUGCGUAGAACAGUCCCUCUAUAUAAUGCUCUUGUUGAUAUGUAUGUAAAAUCAGGAAAUAUAGAAAAGGCUUUGCAAGUUUUUGACAGUAUGCAGCACAAGAGCGUAGUGUCUUGGACUACAAUGAUAGUGGGGUUAGCCUUUCAUGGGCAUGGAAGGAAAGCGUUGGAGAUGUUUUCUCGCAUGGAAAGAGUGGGAUGUAGGCCGAAUGAGAUCACUUUCAUUGGAGUCUUGUCUGCUUGUACACACGUUGGUUUCGUUGAAUUGGGGAAUUCGUACUUCAAAUCUAUGAGCUCCAAGUAUGGGAUCACACCCAAGAUUCAACACUAUGGCUGUAUGGUGGAUUUGUUAGGCCGAGCUGGAUGCCUCGAGGAGGCAGAGGAUCUAGUCAGGAGGAUGCCCUUCAAUGCUAAUGCUGCUAUAUGGGGAUCGCUUCUAGCUGCUGCUAAGAUGCAUAGAGAUUCGUCCCUUGCUGCAAAAGCUUUGCAGCACCUUGCUACUUUGGAACCUGAUAAUAGUGGAAACUAUGCUCUUCUUUCCAAUACAUAUGCAUCAAUUGGAAAUUGGAGUGAAGCUAGGUUGGUGAGGAAAACAAUGAGAAGCUCUGGUGUAAAGAAGUUGCCUGGUGAAAGCUCUAUUGAGCUAAACAGUUGCAUUCAUAGUUUCGCUGCAGGAGCAUUCUCACAUCCCGAGGCUAAAGCGAUUCAUGACAUUCUUUGGGAGAUACACCAGCAAUGUACAUUGGAAAGUCACGAGCAAAAUGUAGAGGAACCAUUGUUAUUGGAAUAAUUUAAUUGUGGGCUGAUAAUUGUUGUGUGAAAGUGCUGAAGCAACACAUUGGAGACUCGAUAUCGAUCAGUUUAAUGUCUGUAUUGCAUUUGGGGGCAAUCUGAUGAUUUGCAUGCUUCAAAUCUGAUGGAAAUACCAGUUUGGCCUGGUGAGCUUCACAAUAUCCGAAGGUUGGAUGAAUUAAUCCAUCUAAGAAGUACUUGCAGUGUUCUUAUUAUGAUAUAACAUAAAACCUUGAGGGUGCAACUGCUUCUCGAAGGGAUACUGUAAUUCCAUGAGCUUAAUGCCACUCAGAGAGUCCUUGAGGUUAAGGUUUCCAGUCAGAAGUCUCAGAACUUAAAGAGCAUAACGAUGCAGAGGACAUGGUUUGAUAUAAGGAGAAAAUGCAAGGAUUAGCUCUUGAAUGCUGAAGAAGGGAGGCAUCCUGAGAAACUAGGACAGCCAUACAUAGACACACUAAAGCCAUUCUUUGCUUGUAAAAAAAAUAAAAAUAAAAACUUCCGCUGGAAGUGGAAGGACAUCUUCGAUUAAUUCUAAAUGUCACAUUAACUCAUACACGAAUUUUUAUAUGGUCACACCUGUGUGGUCAGGUUACUCGAUCAGGGAUUACUUGGUUGAUUAGGGGUUACCCCGUCAGUGUUUUGGUGUGUGUUAGCUUGCCGCACAGUGUGGUUACACCUAAAAAGCGUUAUAACUCAUAUAUACGAUUGACAACAGAAAAAGAGGGAGAGAGGAGAGAGAAAAUGGGCUUGAAUUGUGGGUUGAAAAAACAAACUAGGAAGAUGAGAGAAUUUGAGGAUUUAAAUUUUUUUAGUUUAUACUCGCUUUGUAUUUUAAUAAGCGUUACACUUUGACUUUUUCACUAGUUACAUAAUGGUUUUGACUUAAUUAAUUUAAUAAU